CUAAAACGACAACGAUUAUUUGGAGUAAUGCUUAUAACAAAUGAUGGUAACAACGACGACGACGGUAACGACGAUGACGAUGACGGUGGUUAUGAUGACGGUAAUGGAGGCGACGAUGAUACGAACGAGGAAGUGAACAAAAAAGAAUAUGAAGCUUUGAUCAGAAAAUAA
Messenger RNA from Enterobius vermicularis (human pinworm), 171 nucleotides. Lineage: Eukaryota; Metazoa; Nematoda; Chromadorea; Rhabditida; Oxyuridae. The record is from the annotation of a GenBank genome assembly.